This is a messenger RNA of Polistes canadensis, 6623 nucleotides long. RefSeq names its product nuclear hormone receptor FTZ-F1 beta (gene Hr39). Gene Ontology annotation, molecular function: nuclear receptor activity; RNA polymerase II cis-regulatory region sequence-specific DNA binding; zinc ion binding. Gene Ontology annotation, biological process: tissue development; hormone-mediated signaling pathway; regulation of transcription by RNA polymerase II. The transcript has 7 exons. NCBI's taxonomy places the organism in Eukaryota, Metazoa, Arthropoda, Insecta, Hymenoptera, Vespidae. Gene Ontology annotation, cellular component: RNA polymerase II transcription regulator complex. The record is from RefSeq and is a predicted model, not a curated record. Bases 2348 to 5329 code for a protein of 993 amino acids.
AAAGAAUAAAAAAAGAAAUAAAACGCGAACCAUCCAAGUUUCUCGAUGCGAAUCCCUAAAUCAUCUGAGAAGGGAUAGGAGAGAAGGGAGGUAGAGGGUACAUAGACCCCAUACUCAUGCAGAUGCACGAUUUAAAUGCAAAGUGGAUGCGGAGAGUUUCGCCAUGGGUCUGCUGGUUGAUCAUAAAUUUGGAAGUCGUGCAGCACGGAGUCAUUGGCCGACUCCGUACACCGUAGGGCAAAUUUCGUGCCCGGCGAAAUUUCCCGUCUACACGGGGCUUCGGAGAGACGACAAAGGGGAGAAAGAAAGAGAAAAAGAGAGUGAAGAUGGGGGGGGGAAAUAAAGGAGGAGGAGGGGGCCGGGUUUUAUCGAGAGAAAAAAACUUUCCUUCGUCUUCCUUUUCUGCAUCAUUUCGCGAUCGAUCGAUCAUAAAGUUCUCAUUUUGCCAUCGAGCAAUGAGAUCUCGUGAGACGAAAUAACGUAAGACAGACGAUCGUCGUCGUAGAUCAUUGAUUUUGUCUCGUUGAUACUUUGAAUAAAUCGAACGAUUAUUUCUUAGGGGAAAUUUAGAUUAAAAAAACGUAAAUGGACAUGGAGAAACGAACGAGAAGGUAGAACAAUUAGGUAUUUUCGAAAGACCAAAAGUUAUGUUGAAAAUAAAGAUAGUGACUCUAUACGGAGCUUGAUUUCGUUCGCAGGUGUGAUUUGGUGGUGGUGGUGGCCGCCGCCGCCGCAAACGUAAGAAAACAUGGAACAAAUUUCUCGGCGUCAUGGCGGCCGGUGACGACGGCGGCCAAUGACGGCAGUAGAGUAGUGGAGGUGGUGGUAGUGGUUGCGGUAACGGCGGCGGUUGUUUUAACGUUAGCCGGCCGCUCGAGUGGCCACCUGGUGCCGGUGCACUGUAUUAAAGACGCUAGCUUCGCGCGGUCGCACGCGCGCACGCACACAUCCUCUCGGACACACGGAGAGGAGAACACGGUCGCUUGCUUGCACGCCAAAGGCAGCGCGUAACGAGAAAGAGUAGGACAGAGUUACUCGUUCGGUUGCACGAGAGACCGAGAGAGAGUGCCGAAGAAAGAGAGAGGUACUGUGGGAGGGGAAAGGGAAGAGGAAGGGAGUGUUGGGGGAGAGGGAGGGGAAAGAGCGCGCUCGAGAAAAGGAAAACGAGAGAGAGCGAGAGAGCGAGAGAGCGAGAAAGAGAGAGAGAGAAAGAGCAGGGUACAAACUCGUGGCGCGGAGGUGCCAGCAGGCAGCAGCGGAGCCGGAGACGGAGACGAAGACGGAGAGUCAGAGGUAGCCCCGUGCUUGUGGCCGCUCGUGGCUCCUUGUAACUCGUUGUAACGCGACGCGAAGGUGUGCCUGGCUCUCUCGUCGUUGCCCGUUACCUCGGUACCAGCACUGCCGAUACGCGCGUCCCAGCAGGGACAAACGGAAGUGUCGAAGCGGCUCGCGCCAGUGUCGGUAGUGUGAUGUGACAUCGGCUCGCUCUCGUACCAGACGCGGCCGUCACCGUCUUCUUCUUUCUCUUUCUCUCUUUCUUCACUCUUUCUUUCCCCUAUCUCUAUGUCCCUUUCUUCUUUUUCCUUUCUCUCUCUUUCUCUUUCUCUCUCUUUCACUCACUCACUCACUCACUAGCUCAUACAACACACAGGGGCACAAGUUCCUUGUCUGUCCUUUUCUUUGAAGCUCUCACUCGCGCGUAUAUACUUUAAAUAUAUACACGGUGCGCACGCACAAACACGCACGCAUAUUCUGUCUUACUUUGACUACUUAUUACUACUUACUACACUACUGCUACUACUACUACUACUACUACUACAUUGCCUCGUUCAAUUGUCGAAGGAAAAAGAAAGAUCUUGUGGCAGCGUUAAGAUACGAAAGUUUUUGCAAGAAACAUCCUCCAGACACAACUCGUUACGGAACAGGAACUGUUCGUGUGUCACGAAGAAUUAACAACGUCAUUUCGCCGUCGUCGUCGUCGUCGUCGUCGUCGUCGGUGUUGGACCAUCAACGGACAAUUUCUUUCGCUGUUGUCGUCGUCCUCGUCCUCGUCCUCGUCUCGGAUAUCGAAGAUAUCUCCUCGCGAGUCUACGUAGCGCCGUUACGUCGAACGGACCAUGAGUUAUAGAAAAAGGAAGACCUGUGAGUUGACGGAAAUCUGAUUGGUAUUGAAAGAAAAAAAAAAGGACAAAAGUUGAUUAUAAUUGAUUGAGGAGUCUCAUCGAAGGGAAAGGCAGACGGACGGACGGGUGUGGAUUAAAGGUGCGCUCAGGAUGGUGUAUAAUUUUACGAAGAUCGAGAGGAUUCGAGUAGCGUUGAGAGCGUACAGGAGUAUAACCAGCUGAGGAUGUCGGAGCAAAACGGGCCCGGCGAUGGCCCGGGACCUGGCCCAGGCUGGUGGCCGUCAACGCAAUCCUGGAAAUCGUCCGGUUCCGUUGGAUCUAACUCGUCGUCGUCUUCUACCUCCGGUACAAGCGGCGGCACCACUUCCGUUUCUGCCACCGCCGCCACCACCGCACCCUCCACCGGAUCGGUGGGCUCAUCGGUUUCACCAACGUCCUCGUCCACCUGUUGUUCUUCAUCGUCCAUCGGUAAUUCUUCCACGAUGACCACUACUCGUUCCACGGAAACGGGGAAGAACGUUUCCGUAACUGCGAUCAAUGUCCCACCUACGCAUCACGAGAUGCACGAUGGGAAAGGCAUCUGUAAAUAUCUAGGAGGUCAAAAUGGCGUGACGGUGUCCGUAGUUUCAAAUUGCGGCUCGGUACUCGGGUGCACGAGUAGCACCAGCAGCAACGUGGGCUCGCAUGGCAUCGGGAUCGGUAUUCUCAGUUCAAAUGCCACGAAUAUCGACGACGCGGACGACAGCGACGGUGAAAUAAGCAAGAUCGACUUCCGCGGUGUCAAUCUAAGAACCAAGAAGAAACGAGAUAUCUCCGUAAAUCAGAGCGGUGAGAAAAUCGGCGAUUGCGAUGGCGAAGGUGAAAGCGGAGCUUGCGACGGCAACGAUACGUCUCAACAACAACAACCAGAGAGACCUAUGUCAUGGGAAGGAGAGCUAUCCGAUCAAGAAAUGUCUUCGAAUACCCUUACUAAUCAGGACGAUCACGAAGAAACGUCGAUGGAAGGUGUUCAAGUUUGCGGUUCCAGUCCUGGACCUAUGGAACAGAAGUUUCCAAUAAAACCAGAACCAGAUUUUCGAUCGAGUUCAGGAUACGGGCUUUCGGGAAACUUAUCUUUAAGUCACAAUCAACAAUUACAGCAACAACGUGGUAUCGAAAAUCUUGAACAAACUCAACAGAGUGAUUUACCUCUUCUCGUGGGAAAAUUAUUGGGCGGUUAUAACAGUUCUACUCCAAAUCACAGUCCGGUUCUUAAUCCAAGACAUCAUUUGACCAAACACAGUCACACGCGAUCGCAGGUACCAUCGCCAGAUUCAGCUAUUCAUUCUGCAUACAGUGUCUUCAGUUCUCCGACACAAAGUCCUCACGCUGCAAGACACUCCGCCUUGGGAGCAGGAAGUCCUAUUCCUUCUUCCUCGCUUUCCUUAUCUCGACAUAGUUUCAAUAAUUCGACGUCCUCGUUGUCACUCUCCCUCUCUCAUUCGCUUUCACGUAACAAUUCAGACGCUUCGAGCAGUUGUUACAGUUAUGGCUCUUUGAGUCCACCCACGCAUUCUCCCGUCCAGCAACCUCGACAUCCGCACGCUCACUCGCAACAUCAGCAUCAACAAGUAGCACAAGGUAGUCCUUUGCAUCUUCCAACGGCUGCUUCUUCGGCCGUGAACGCGCACCAUUAUUCCUCUUCCGCGCCAGGAUCGGAACUUUCUUCGGAUGGGCAUCCUGGAACAGAAGAUCAAGAAGACUGUAGAAUACCUGCUGCACCAUCUGGUAUUUCCACGAGACAGCAGUUAAUUAAUAGCCCCUGUCCGAUCUGCGGUGAUAAGAUCAGUGGAUUUCAUUACGGUAUAUUCUCGUGCGAAUCGUGCAAGGGUUUUUUCAAGAGGACCGUCCAGAAUCGCAAAAAUUAUGUGUGCCUUAGGGGUGCAGCUUGUCCUGUUACCGUUGCCACAAGAAAGAAAUGCCCUGCUUGUCGAUUCGACAAGUGUCUCAAUAUGGGAAUGAAGCUCGAAGCGAUCAGAGAGGAUCGUACCAGAGGUGGUAGGAGCACUUAUCAGUGUACAUAUACAUUACCGACUAAUUUCAUCGGUAGUUCUGCAAACAAUAUGACGACUGGCGAUAAGAUAAACGCUGCUGGUAAUUGCAGUCCUGCACCGCCUGGCAGUGAACAUCAUUAUUCUGUCAGACAUCAUUCGAAUCAUUCGUACAAAGUACAAGUAGUUCCACAACUUUUGCAAGACAUCAUGGACGUGGAACAUCUUUGGCAUUACAACGACAGUGAUCGUAUAACUGGUAUUCAAUCUGGUGUGAUAACUUCGGGCGGAGGUAGAAAUGCUCCCGGCAGUGACAUGUUAUUAGGAAGCGGAAACGGUGCUGGAGCUAAUGUUUCUUCAGGUAGAAGUGGAUCUGCUACCAAUGGCUCUAGUACUGACUGUCCCACCAACGGACACGGUACUAAUAAUAUUAAUAACAGAAGAGACGACAAUAUCGCAAGACCUUGUUCAACAGACUCGACUUCGACAGGUAGUCACGAACAAUUAUCGGCUAACUCUGGCAACGUUGGCAAUUGUAAUUCUCGAAUGUGCGGAAAUUCUAAUGGCAAUCCAUCGACACAUCCGGACUUUAUUUCGAAUCUUUGCAAUAUUGCCGAUCAUCGUCUCUAUAAAAUAGUUAAAUGGUGUAAGAGUUUGCCGCUUUUCAAAAAUAUUUCUAUCGACGAUCAAAUUUGUCUACUGAUCAAUUCUUGGUGCGAGUUGUUGCUUUUCUCUUGUUGUUUCCGCAGUAUGAGUACUCCUGGUGAAAUAAGAGUAUCUCUCGGCAAGUCGAUCACAUUAGAACAAGCCAGACAGCUUGGUUUAGCGACUUGCAUCGAGAGGAUGCUAGCUUUCACCAAUAAUUUGAGAAGGCUGAGGGUGGAUCAAUACGAAUACGUUGCGAUGAAGGUAAUAGUAUUACUGACAUCUGACACCAGUGAAUUGAAAGAACCCGACAAAGUUAGGGCCUCUCAAGAAAAGGCUUUGCAGGCACUUCAACAAUAUACUAUUGCCAGAUAUCCAGAAAUGCCUGCUAAAUUUGGGGAACUAUUAUUGAGGAUUCCAGAUUUACAAAGAACGUGUCAAGUAGGCAAGGAAUUGUUGAGUGCAAAACGUGCUGAAGGAGAAGGCAGCUCGUUUAAUCUGUUAAUGGAAUUAUUGCGAGGCGAUCAUUAAAAUCAUUGUUGGGACAGUGAACAAUGCCAUUCCAUGCUUAUAGGGUCCAUAAGCUUAGGGAAUUGGAAUUCGCUAAGUAAAUAAAAAGCUGUUAAAACCAGUACCGAAAUGACUGGAAUUAUACGCAUGGUCUAUAAUAUUAGCACUUGGUGAGGGGGUUACGUUCGUAUAAAUUUAGCUGAAUAUUGGAAAGCUGAAGUCUAAAAGAAAAUAAGAAGGAAAAAAACGUUUCUCUCAAAAUGCUUCCGUAUUAAACUCGCAUGCUCGCUGCCUUGAACUAUAUCAAUUUCGAUGCGGCCUAAAUUAUGCUCGAAAUGUUCGGCAUGCGUGUAGAUGCAAAUGAGACUGAAAAAAAAAAGAAAAAAGAAAUAACUGACGGUGACACACAGAGCAUUUACUUUUACAAUAAUGAGCGUUGUACAAAGAAAGUUGAUAUGAUGUAGGACUAAAAAAAUGCUACGAUCUAUUUAGAUAGGUCAAAUCCGUCCCAUUGACUUCUUUACAAUAAUGUGUAUAGUUCGUAAUUGGGGCGGAAAUUACCUUUAUUCAUGAUUGUAAUAAAGCAACCAGUAUUUUAUAUUGUUCUCUGCUUACUUAAGAAUAUGGCAUAAAAAUGUCUUAUAUCCCGGUUACAAAAGUGUACUUAAAACAUCAGUCGACCAAUUGCUUAUUUAUAAGGUAGUUAAUCGAAUAAUAAUUCAUAGUUAAUAAUAGUUAGUAUGUAUCCAAUGGAAAAAGCGAUUUAAAAAAAAAUUCAUAUUACAUUUUUUAUUCUUUUACACAUGACGUAACGCGUUACAUCAGUAAAUAAAAUAGAAUUAUAUUUCUUUAAAUAUCAGAGCAGGCACAAAUAUUCAUUUAAGCUUUUCAUGAAAUAGUAUUUACAGUGCGCUUGGCAGCUAAAUUAAAAUGCAUACGAAUAAAUCAUUAUUAGAAGAAACAAUAACUGUAUUAAAAGCCAUGAUGCUGCUCCAAUAGAUUUAAAUAUUUAAUCUACAAUAUUAUUACAGCGGCUACAUAAGUUGAAUUAAACAAAUCAGGUAGACAAACGAUGGUUUCAUUUCCUUGUUUAUUUUUCAAGAACAAUUCGUUCUAAAACCCGAUGUUAAUUAUAUUAAAUUUAUUUCAAGUGAUAAACAAAGGAAAGGAAAACAGAUAACGGUAAUGUUCAUUUGCACAUUCGUACGUAUGUCUCUGAUAAGAAUUGUAUGCUGUCAGCAUGUGAUUUGGAAAAGUCGACUUAUGUUUUUCGUAAAAAAAAAAAAAAUUAAAAACAAUAAACAAUUAUCAUAGU